Messenger RNA from Miscanthus lutarioriparius, 783 nucleotides. NCBI's taxonomy places the organism in Eukaryota, Viridiplantae, Streptophyta, Magnoliopsida, Poales, Poaceae. The record is from the annotation of a GenBank genome assembly.
AUGCUUAGGGUUUCACCGUCCCCGGCCGCCGCCGCCGCCGCCGCUAACCAGCUCGCUGGUGCGGGCGUGACCCCGGCUCCCGUCAGGGUGGCGGCGCCGCGCGGCGUCGGCUCGCCUUCGGCUGCCGCCGCGUGCAGGGCCGCCGGGAAGGGAAGGAGUGUGGAGUACAAUGCCUCGUAUGCGUACCACUCCCUCUUCGCCUACUUCGACCGCGACAACGUGGCUCUCAAAGGAUUUGCCAAGUUCUUUAAGGAAUCAAGCGACGAGGAGAGGGAGCAUGCUGAGAAGCUCAUGGAGUACCAGAACAAACGUGGAGGCAGGGUGAGGCUCCAAUCGAUUGUGACGCCCUUGACCGAAUUUGACCACCCUGAGAAAGGCGAUGCUUUGUACUCUAUGGAGCUGGCUCUGGCUCUGGAAAAGCUGGUUAAUGAGAAGCUGCACAACCUGCAUGGUGUGGCAACAAGGUGCAAUGAUCCUCAGCUGACAGACUUCAUCGAGAGUGAGUUCCUCGAGGAGCAGGGGUGUGGCACUUUGAUCAGAUGCUGCUUGAGGAAGAGGCCUAAAGGACGGACGGACUGUGGCUGCUCAAGGACUAAGGGCCUGAAGGAAGGAAAGAAGUGUGAAAUGAUCAGGUUGGGGAAUAAUGGGCGGCAUGGACCAGCUGAGGAAGCCCUGGGUAACAAACGUGGUGGGAAGGUGAGGAUCCAGACAUCCAAGUCCAUUGCGACACCCUUGACAGAGUUUGAUCACCCUGAGGAAGGCGAUGCUUUGUACGCUGAGUAG